AAUCAGUCAAGCUGAGUGCGUGAAUUGGAUGGCCAACGAUGGCCGUUGUUAACGAUGUGAAAUCAUUGCAAUCGCCUUUUAUUGCGUAUUACAAAUCAAUCAACAUAUGUGAACAGCUUGCCCUUUCUUCGUCCAUCGGAAACUGGGACGACAAUUCCGCGGGAUAAACCAUCUUUGAUCAAUAGUUUGAAUCUGACUGUCGUUCCAAAAAAACGAGAUCCGAACGAGAAAUGUCAGAGUCACGAAAAAGAAAUGUCAGGGAAGAAUCCAGAGGUAACAUACUUAGAAAUCAUUCCUGGAGUAAUGGACUUGACAGCGGAGAUGAACAAGCUGGUGAAAAUCAACGACUUAAAGAACAUACAAUCAGUCCAAGUCAUCGCCGAUCAACUAUAACAGACGAGCCAGUUUGUAAUAUGACAUUAUUUGCUGAAGAAAAAAUGCGUAGAAAACUUAAAUUCUUUUUUAUGAACCCUAUUGAAAAAUGGCAAGCAAAACGUCGUUUUCCAUAUAAAUUCAUUGUACAACUCAUUAAAAUUUUAUUGGUGACGAUACAACUAUGCCUAUUUGCGCAUAACAACUACAUACAUGUAAAUUAUACUUGGGAUAAUCGAAUAGCUUUCUCGCAUCUGUUUCUCAGAGGAUGGGACUCCAGUCUAGAGGUACCAGCUUAUCCACCUGUAACAGGUCCUUUGGCAAUUUAUAAACGAGAUGAUUUCUAUAGGACAAUUGAUUAUGCUUUAGAUGGCUAUUAUAAUCUUAGUAAUGCAAUUGGAUCUUAUUCAUAUACUGCCGAAAACAACUCGAUUAGUCCAGCUGUUUUAUGUUUGUAUCAAUAUAAAGAAGGUAUUAUAUUUGGUUUUAAUGAAAGUUAUGUUUUUGAUAAAGAAAUCAUAGAAACUUGCAUAAAUAUAACCCACCAGUUUCAUAAUGAAUUUGGUACCAUAGAGCUGUUAUUAUCAGAACAAAACAUUAAUGUAAAUUUCUCGGCACUUGUUAGAGCUCAUUUAAUGUUUGCUUUAAAAACAGUCAAUUUGAAGGCUGCAGGAUCUAUGACACCACCCGAUUGCUAUAAGUUUAUUGUAAAAAUCCAUUUUGAUAAUCGUGAUUUUGAUGGUCAAAUGUUACUUUCAUUAGAUACUGAACCAAAAAGGCUGCAAUGUAAAGGUGAUACACGUUAUAUAACAGAUAGUCGUAUUGAAUCGACCUUAAGAACAUUGUUAAAUGUAUUUGUAAUAUUUAUUUGUUCUACAUCUCUCGCUUUAUGCUCAAGAGCUAUAUACAGAGCACAAUUAUUAAAAUUUGAAACCAUGAAGUUUUUUAAAAAUGCCUAUGGUAAGACAUUGAGCCUUGAAGGAAGAUUAGAAUUUUUAAAUUUAUGGUACGUCAUGAUUAUCGUUAAUGAUCUUUUAAUUAUCAUUGGCUCAGCUGUAAAAGAACGAAUUGAACGAAAACAAUUUGGUAGUGAUCAUUGGAAUAUCUGCAGCAUAUUUCUCGGUACGGGAAAUUUACUCGUUUGGUUCGGUGUAUUAAGAUACCUUGGUUUCUUUAAGACGUACAACGUCGUAAUUCUAACUUUGAAAAAAGCUGCUCCUAAGGUAGCACGAUUUUUAAUAUGUGCAAUUCUUAUUUAUGCUGGCUUCACAUUCUGUGGCUGGUUAAUUUUAGGCCCGUAUCAUAUGAAAUUUAGAUCACUCGCCACCACUUCCGAAUGUCUCUUUGCUCUCAUUAAUGGGGAUGACAUGUUUGCCACAUUUUCGUCAACAUCAUUUAUGUCACCAAUGCUAUGGUGGUAUUUUAGAAUAUACUUAUAUACAUUUAUUUCAUUGUUUAUAUAUGUGAUUUUAAGUUUAUUUAUUUCUGUGAUAAUGGACGCUUAUGAUACAAUCAAAAUCUAUUAUCGCGAUGGUUUCCCAAAAAAUGAUUUGCAAACUUUUAUUGCGACAUGUACAGAUGAAGCGUCUAGUGGCCUUUAUAGAGACAACUCUGAAAGCAGCGAUUUAUCAGAACUUUUAGAUCGUUUUUGUUGUUGUCGAAAAAAGUUCUUUUACGGGUCAUUCCCAACAUCAGGUUCGGAAUAUUCAACACAAUCAGAACAAACAUGUGGAGGAGCAAUCUGUAUAUAGUGCACUAAAGAAUAAUGAUAUGUUAAAUAAAUAUUAUGGCUCCAUGGCAGAUAUUCGGUAUUAUAAUGACAAUUUUGUUGAAUGAAGUAUUUUUUGUAAAAUUUACUAUGUUGCAUUUCUUUUCUUAAACGCUGCA
Eufriesea mexicana is the source of this 2259-nucleotide messenger RNA. Its product is annotated as mucolipin-3. The record is from RefSeq and is a predicted model, not a curated record. Gene Ontology annotation, cellular component: plasma membrane; lysosomal membrane. Bases 231 to 2123 code for a protein of 630 amino acids. The transcript has 4 exons. Gene Ontology annotation, molecular function: NAADP-sensitive calcium-release channel activity. Lineage: Eukaryota; Metazoa; Arthropoda; Insecta; Hymenoptera; Apidae.